AUGUCCUGCACGAAUUUGCAACAUAAAGCCGAAAGGGCUUCCUUCUCUCCGUUGCCAUCAACAACCAAUGAAUCCAUGUCUGAUACAAAGUCUCUAAUCACCAGAAACAUCUGGGAAUCAUUUGUUAAAGUGGAAAUCACGUUGGAUAUUCCACACAUGGUACACGAGACGUACUACGGUACACUUCACCGAAACUCUUAUUUACCGCUUCAGUUUUCCAAGCUCUACGAGUACUUCAAGUACUGCCUUGAUGAAACCCACCUAUCAAACUUUGACCAGUGGUGGAUAGAACAUGAUCUGAUACCUUUGAAAUGGCACUUGCCUAUCGGCCUCAUCUACGAUAUCUGCCUGCCACAGCGCACCGGUACAUGGCACCUCAGUCUCCGGGUGGACAAGUUUCCCGCAGACUCAAUUAUCCCGUACCAGAAUCUUGAGCACGGAACAGAAAUUUGGACAAAAGCAGUGGAAAAUAUUUGGUUGAAUCAGAUCAAGGAAUCGUGCUUUGUUCAGUGCGGCUCCGCCAAGCCCAUCAUGAGUUUGUCCAAAGAAGACUCUACCGCCUUCUGGGAGGCCGUCACAGCGCAUAACCUCGAUGGUUACAAGGCGAUUGAGAAGAAAAUCACCCCUUCUUUGUCCAAUAUAAGAAACAUUCCCCUCAAGCUCUACAUACAGCAGGCAAACGACGUUAUAGAUAUCGAGGAAGACAUAGAAGUUAUCCAAGCGCCUGUUUCACCCUUUCAGAGUAGUGGGGCCAGUCAGACAAUGUUCUCCGCGCUAGCCUCAGUCAUACCGGAGCUAUUUCCCCGCCAUGACCCCCCUAGAUACACGUUCGCGGUGCCCUCUAUCCACGCUGCUAUCAUCCCAGAAGAUGCUAUACUCGCCGAGCUCUAUUCUGUAGGGAGUUAUCUCGAUGGUUUUUUGCACAUCUUGAUAGAAGGGGAGAAAACCAUAGACAGGAGGGAGGAAGGGGGAGAAAUAAAUUAA
Messenger RNA from Babjeviella inositovora NRRL Y-12698, 984 nucleotides. RefSeq lists its product as uncharacterized. Gene Ontology annotation, biological process: cellular response to nitrogen starvation; C-terminal protein lipidation; autophagosome assembly. The transcript has 2 exons. NCBI's taxonomy places the organism in Eukaryota, Fungi, Ascomycota, Pichiomycetes, Serinales. The record is from RefSeq and is a predicted model, not a curated record. The coding region runs from base 1 to 984 and encodes 327 amino acids. Gene Ontology annotation, cellular component: phagophore assembly site membrane; Atg12-Atg5-Atg16 complex; cytoplasm.